This is a messenger RNA of Apis laboriosa (Himalayan honeybee), 4859 nucleotides long. Its product is annotated as sodium- and chloride-dependent glycine transporter 1-like. Bases 933 to 3056 code for a protein of 707 amino acids. Gene Ontology annotation, cellular component: membrane. The record is from RefSeq and is a predicted model, not a curated record. Lineage: Eukaryota; Metazoa; Arthropoda; Insecta; Hymenoptera; Apidae. The transcript has 12 exons. Gene Ontology annotation, biological process: sodium ion transmembrane transport.
CGUCCGUCUUGUCUCGUCUCAUUUCGCCUCGCCUCGUCACGUCUCGCCGCGUCUCUAGUCUAGUCUCUUAUCCACCUUUCGCCUCUCUUCGCGUUAUACAUUCCUUUUCCUCUUCACAUCUUCUCUCGUUUCUUUUUCUUUUUCUUUUCUUUCCUCCUCCUCCUCCUCCUCCUCCUCCUCCCUCCCCCUCCCCUCUCCCUUUUCUUUUCCACUCUCCGUGCACCGCAUGAUUCCUCGUGUAUCUCGCGUCUUCCCGUGGUUUUUCCGCUCGUCUCGGUGUCUCCGGUUCCGGCGCAACACGAUGUAGCAAAAUGAUGAAUAAUAAUUGGUGCGACAAGGGAUAAAGGAGGGAUAAGAAACGGCUCAACGGUAAUCCAUCCACCGAUCCGAGUGUGUUGUCUCGUGUGCCGUGGACGUACGCCUGGUACGCUUCGUAGCUGUGACCUUGAGAACCAGUGACAGUGCGUGUCUCUGACCUUGGCUCCGCCAAGUUCUCCGAUGGCAGCGCGAGCACAGCUGCCAGACGCGACGACAGCUGAUCGACCACCGGCCAAGUGGAUCCCCAGUGGAAGAUGUCCACGAAUCGGGUUGCGUCACCGUGCAUAAUCAGAAGAGAGACAAAGGGACGAAGAUACGGAGAAUGAGCAUCGAGGAGAAAAAUUCGAGCAGAAAAUUGGUAGAAACGGGAGCCACAAAGGCUUGCCGGUCGAACGAAGUCGUAUAUUAACAAUGGACAUCGAUAUAUCGAGAACAGAUGCGCCAACACGAAUUGUCAGACAUUCUCAGAGCAUGAAGAGGAGAAGAUUCGUCUGACUUCUUAGAUACGUUCGGUGCCAGUUUGGAGAAUGGAGGAGUCCUCACCAAGGAUUCGUCCCUAUCUGGAUUGCUGGGACAGACGUAGGAAAGAGAGAAUGUCCAAGAGAUCCUGUUAAAUGGAAUUUAAAAGCAAGCAGAACGAAGACAAGUACUCGGUGGCGAACAGCCAAGCACCGUUGCAGGCCGGCGAGGACGAACAUCCGGAACGUGGUACAUGGACAGGGAAAUUCGACUUCCUGUUGUCUCUUUUGGGAUACAGCGUCGGCCUUGGCAAUGUGUGGCGGUUCCCGUAUCUCUGCUACUCAAAUGGAGGGGGCGCUUUUCUAAUACCGUUCACAGUGAUGCUCAUUAUCGCGGGACUGCCUCUAAUGUUCAUGGAGCUUUCCUUAGGGCAGUACGCGAGCCUUGGCCCAGUGGCAGCUUACAAACGCUUCUGCCCCCUCCUGCGCGGCUUGGGAUACGGAAUGGUGUUGGUCAGUUCUGUGGUGAUGCUCUAUUACAACUUGAUCAUCGCCUGGACUCUUUAUUACAUAUUCGUCUCCGUGGCCGGAGCUGGUAAACUGCCAUGGAGCAAGUGCGAACCAGCAUGGAGUACCGAAGACUGCUUCAUGCCAGAAGCUGCCGAGGCGUGCGUGUCUCAAAACAUGAGUUAUUUCAAAAGGAAAUGCUUAAAUUCCACCCAGAUGGCCUCCAUGGGCCUGACUCUCGAAAAUAUCACUAGUGCCAUUAGAAGACCACCGGCUGAGGAAUAUUUUAACAAUCACGUGUUGGGGAUGAGUAGCGGUAUAGAGGAGACAGGAGCCAUUCGACCCUCGAUGGCGGUGAAUCUUUUACUAGCUUGGAUCAUUGUCUUCCUUUGCCUGAGCAAAGGUGUUCAAAGCUCGGGAAAGGUUGUCUAUUUCACUGCUCUCUUCCCAUACGUUGUUCUGAUCGCUCUUUUCAUUCGUGGAAUUUUGCUUCCUGGCGCCAACGAGGGCAUUCUCUUUUACUUAACACCCGAUUGGAAAAGGCUAAUGUCCGCGAAAGUGUGGGGCGAUGCCGCUGUGCAGAUAUUCUUCGCCUUGAGUCCUGCUUGGGGCGGUCUGAUAACGCUCAGCUCCUACAACAAAUUCACCAACAAUUGCUACAAGGAUUCGUUAAUCGUCGCCGUCAGCAACAUCGGCACGUCCUUUUUCGCUGGCUUCGUAAUUUUCUCUGUGAUCGGUUUCCUCGCUCACGAGCUUGCGGUUCCGGUGGCGUCUGUGGUCGACCAGGGUGCUGGAUUAGCAUUUAUAGUGUAUCCCGAGGUAGUAGCACGUUUACCAGUCGCACCAGUUUGGUCGCUGCUCUUUUUCGUGAUGCUCCUCACCUUGGGUCUUGAUUCUCAAUUCGCUUUGAUGGAAACCGUCACCACAGCAAUUCUCGAUGCCUUUCCAGCAUUAAGAAACUACAAAUUAUGGGUUGUCUUGGCGGCAGCCGUGUUUGGUUAUGCUGGUGGAAUUAUUUUUACUACUAAUGCUGGCAUGUAUUGGUUGCAAUUGAUGGACAAAUACGCAGCGAAUUGGUCGGUUUUAUUAAUAGCCAUCGGUGAGUGCAUCUUGGUCGCCUGGAUUUACGGCGCGGAUCGAUUUCUCGACGAUGUACAGCAAAUGAUCGGACCUCGUAGCCGCCUCUGGAGAUUUUUCUGGACUUGGAUGUGGAAAGUGAUUACACCAGCCACUCUUUUCUUUAUCCUCUUCUUCAACUGGGUCGAAUACGAGCCUCUCAAAUACGGUGUCUACGUUUAUCCAAAAUGGGCGGACAUUGUCGGAUGGGUCGUUGGUAUGAUACCAGUUUUGGUCAUCGUUGGCUUGGCCCUCAACCAAUUGAGGGAUCGUCGUCGACGUUCCGCCUACGACGACGACGACGAUGACGACGACGACCUGGACAAUAGGCCAUCGUACCAGAGGCCUGGCAAAGGUAAAACGAAGAAGAGCAACGGGAAGAACGUGUGGUGGCGCGCCAAGAUGCUUUUACAGCCUACUUCCGAUUGGGGUCCAGCGAACAGAAAUCCUUCCACUCCGUCGAGAACACUCACUCACACGCCGUCACCAGGUCCACCAGGAGGAUACAAUUCCGUCAGAGACACCAUAGUACUGGUGAACGGUCAACCAAUGAUGGUGCAACCCUCGAGCACAUCCGGCACCGCUCAGAAACUUCCUGGGCCGUCGAUUCUCAAGAAUUCUAGUAAAACCGACUUGAUCACAUCCCAACAAGUCUGACACGAUGUUCAUUUUAUCUCUAAAGACGAGUCUGCCCAGACCUCUAUUGCCAAAGACACAACACGCCAAUAACAGGUAGUUGCAUAUCGCGGAUAGGAUAACACAAUCGAUGGAUCGAUCGAGUGGCAGUCAAACGACACUGAAUGACAUUGAAUGUUCCAUAUAGGAGAAGAAGAAAAAAAAAAAAAGAUUCCUAUGAAUUUAUUUUUUUAAGAUGGGAAUAGUUAGUGUAUUUUUUGAUAUAAUCGAAUCUCUCACUGUCGUGUUAUAUUGUAAUUUUGAAUUCCAACAAAACUUACCAUAUUAGUUAUUACACGUAACAAUUUUAAAUGUCUCGUAUCGUUACGUUUUUAUUUGUUAAUUUAAAUUUUUACAAAUGCGUAUAUUCUUUCAUUAUAUAAAUAUAUUUGAUAUCCUUGUUCUUCUUUUGUAGUUACGAUACAUAGACUGGUAAGAAUAUUUAAGGAUAAAUUAAAAUUGUUGUUAUUCUUUGAUAUUAGCAAAAUAAUAUUGUUUCGUUAUUAUAAAAUAGUAGAUAGAUAGAUCAUUAGGCGCCAGCGAUUCGCGUGAAACGUAAAUGGAUGGAUUGAAAAAAAAAAAAAAAAAAAAAAAAAAAAAAAAAAAAAAAAAGAAAAGAAAAAGAAAUCAAAACUAUCGAUUGAAGAGAAAAUCGUGAAUAAGACGCUCCAAAAGAAUAAGAAAACGCGCUGCGAUAUAAAAAUCAUAUAGGAAAAAUUAAACGCUACUCCACUGCUUUCGAUUGUAUACAUAAGAAUAGAAUGGAUAGGAAGGGGGAGACUCACAAGGAGACAGAGAAAAGUGAAGUGAGCGUAAAGCUAAGAGGGAAAUUUAAUUUAAUCGUAUUCUAACGAAGAAAGUUAUUUAUUGCUAUCCACGCCGAAGCGAAUAUACAAUUCAAUUAAAGAUAAAUUAGAUGCGAAACGAACGAUUUUCCCUUAACUAUUUGGGUCGAUCGAUCACCGAACGAUUACAUUGCUUCUGUGUAAGAUAAUCUUAUCUAAGAUAACGUUAACUUGCAUAGCGGAUCAAUUUAGACGUUCCGUGAGAUUUAGGCGUGUUCGAUUUAGCGGUCAUCGUAAUCGUGGGAUUCGCGUUCGAAUCCCUCCUCCUCGUCGCGAUUUUACAUGUAUGCAACUCUCGUAUCGUUCAGGCUGAAUUUUUCAUUGGAUAUAAACCGCUGGACAAUUUUUGUCGUCAGAUAUAUAUAUAUAUAUUAUAUACAUAUACAUAAUGGAAUAUGUACAUAUACUCGUUGUUAAUCGCCAUAUUUCGUUUCUUUUGUAAAGCACGUUUCUAGUUAAGGCGAGUGUUUGGUACUUUUUUCGAUGUUGACUCGCGAAAUGUUUCUAUACUAGGUAUAUCGAGUGAAUAAGGAAAAAUUGUCCAGCAAUUGAAAGAUUCUAAAAGAGUGAAAGGGGAAAUUAAAGGAGGAAAUUAGAGUGGGAAGAGGAGGGAUGUGGAAAUGCGAUCUUGAAGACAGGCGUGAAUCUUCUUAAAAUGGGGGAUGAUUAGCGCUAUUCUUCUUUCUGCGUUCACUCGUCGAUGUCCUCCAAACGAGUGGUUGUAAUAAUCUUUAGGGAUUGUAAAAAUAUUUUUGUUAAGACGAUUAUAGCGAUGUAGUAUAUUUUUAUCGUUUUUUAAUCCUUUCAGCGUUGACAUCGAAGUAAUAUGGAGAAAUGGAGAUCGGAUGGAAUUGAAACGAUCUUUGGAAAUUUAAAUUUUGUGCGAGAGAAAUUUUUUUUAUUAAUUUUUUUCAGCCAGUAAUUAAUUAAUAUUGAAAUU